Molecule: messenger RNA, 9115 nt
Organism: Gryllus bimaculatus (two-spotted cricket)
Lineage: Eukaryota; Metazoa; Arthropoda; Insecta; Orthoptera; Gryllidae
Source: the annotation of a GenBank genome assembly
AUGAAUCCAUCCAAUAGGAAAUGGGCAAGAGAUCCUGUCAUCCCAAAAAAUGGCAUCGAUGUGCAACCAAUCGGAGAUGAGCUGCGCCAGGACGUCCGCAGUCCUUAUUAUGAAGCGAAGACGACAUUUCGUCUGAUCACGGGGCCAUCACAGGAAACGAGCGGCGUACUCCCUGAUCGCGCAUGCAAGCGACGAGCUGCCUCGCCGCCUAGUGAAGCCUUCAUGCCACGACUUCGUGCGCCGCGUGAGAAAGUGUCGGCCGGAGCACACGUUCCGUCGUGCGCCCGCGACGCAGCAUCCGACGGCGACGGCGGCGGUCAACCCACCUGCACUACCGUCGUCUUGCCGUCGCUGCGCUGCGGAAAAUGGGUCAACACUCGCAUAAUGCGCAGAGCAGCGGCGAGCUGCGCCUUGAGCCACUACUGGCCGUGGCCUGGCCUCCCCGUGGCCUUGCGCGCCGCUGCGGGCGCCGCCGUCGCCGCCGUCGCCGUCGCCGACAAUCCUCCCACUGCCCCUCUCAUCUGCAUAGUGUGGCUUAGGGCGUUGCUGCCCGGCAUACGUGGCACGUUGGGCACUGUACUUUCCAGAGGUUCUAAUCAACCUUUAGUCUCCCUCUUUGUACCUUUUUCUCAAACAAGAGUGAUGCAUGUCCAUCCUAUUACAACGACCUGAACAAGUUGUAAAUAGUUGAGUGUACAUAGUGUUUGUAAAGAUGAGCUCAGCAAGCCGCUCCACCUCACGUGGUGGAAAAGGUGCAAAACAGGAUGCUUCUGUAGCAAAUAAACAACAGAAAACAGACACUAAGACAGAUUCUCCUAAAACAUUAGACCAUAAUCCAAAAAUUCAGCCAACAGCAGAACAGAUGCGAAUUGCACAAAUUAUUGACACAAGGACAGAAGACCCGGACUUAAGAGAUAAGAUCAAACAGGUAAUGGAUGCAACAAGGAAGACAGAAGAUGAAGUUUGUACUGCACUCCAUGACUGUGAUAACGAUCCUGACAGGGCAGUUAAUUUACUCUUGGAAGGUGCUGGAACGGGAGAAUGGGAAACGUCAGGGAAAAAGAAGAAAAAUCGGCAAACCAACACACCAAAAUCGGAAACUGUACAAAACAACAGAGACACGGAACAAGAAGACUGGGAUGCUGGCCAAGGGUUCAAUACUGAUCGUGAGCGAUCCCGCAAUCGAGGUGGUGGCCCUCCUCGUAUGCGUGGUCGCGGAUCUUUGGACAAUAGGGGGUGGCGUGGCCGAGAAAACAAGGAGAAUGAAAAGAAUUUGGAGGAUGGGCGUGAUGGUUACAGACGCGGAGGUGGCCGCAUGAUGAAUGGACCAAGGUCUGGUAGAGGUGGCCGUGGAGGAAGGCUGGGACCUCGCACAUUCCAGAAUAGGGAUAAAGGUGGUUUUCCACGUUCAAUUGAAACUUGGAACAAUCCUAGUGUUGAGGAAAAUUCAGGUGGAGAUGGACUGAAGAUGGAAGACUGGGAUAAUGAGGAAUACACUGGCUCCCUGGCUGAUACCAAAGUAUUUACACCAAGUGUAGGAGCGGCUGUGGAACCGACUGUAACUGCAGAACCACAACAAGAACCUACUGCCACAUCGACUGUUUCUGAACUUACAUCUUCGUUAGCAGCUCAAACUCUCUCAAGCAGUGUAGCAUCUAGUUCGAGCCAAAUGUCUUCACAAAAUCUCGAACUACAUCAGCAAACCAGUCAAUUAUCACAGAGUCCGGUUCCUGUUGGGGUGAACACGCUCAGUGCAGCCCCGUCCGAGUACCUGAGCCAAUUCUCACAAAACACUGAUAGUUUGAAGUCAGCUGUGGGUAUUGGCACCUCCACUCCUGCAUCUGCAACAUCUUAUGGCACAACCAGCAACAGUUUCCCAGUAACCUCUUCAACAGCUUAUCAGCCUCCUAGCCCUCCCUCUGGCUUCACUUCUACAGCAGCAUCCUUUUCGUCCUCCAAUUAUGUGGGCACUACUCCUAAUUAUACCAGUCAAAUUCAAGAACAAAAUUUAGAUUCAACUACUUCUACAACUCAGUGUCCUCCACAGUCAAUGCCUCAAAGAACAAAAACAGCAAGACCAAGGGUACCUCCACCUUCGAAGAUUCCAUCAACAGCUGUAGAAAUGCCUGGAGAUGCCAUAAACAGUAUAGGGUAUUUAGAUGUUCAGUUUGGUGGACUGGAAUUUGGGAGUGAAAGUUCAUUUGAUGCCACUACAGAACCAUCUAAAUAUCCUAACAGUACAUCCGGUACUGUACUUGACUCGCUUCCUUCACCUAGGGCAUCGUCAAAUUUAGAUCUCAGUGGAAAUAAUCAAACAUCUCCUUUAGAUGCAUAUACAUCUGCAUCAAACCAAAAGCCCACUCAACAAAGUAUAGGUUCCACUCUUGGUCAAGGACAGAAGCUUUCAUCUGGAGAGUCGAUAUUGCCCACAACUGAACAUAAAACAACACAGCCAAGUUUUCCACAAUCUCGAGGAACUGGUUCAUCGGCUUUGGAUAUGGACAAAAGUGAUGUGGGAUUAUCGUACUCUACACCAAGUACAGCAACGUAUCCUGCCUCGUAUCCAAGCCAAAAGUCUGGUACUUCAUCCUAUCCUACUGCUUCUAGUUACACUACUUCAAAUUAUUCUUCCACUCAGGUUACUACAUCAGCACCAACAUACCAAACUAACCAGUCACAAAUGAGCUUUACUUCAAGCGGAACAGGUGCAAGUUAUAGCAGUCAAACUGCUGCUCCAAGUUCUUAUCCUAAUAGUUCUUACUCCCAGGCAUCAGCUGCUGGUGUCACAUACCAAACCGGUCCUACAUCGUAUCCUUCCAUUACGCAGUCUACCAAUUCCUUUCCUAGUGCUAGCCCUGCUUAUCAAACCACUGGUCAAUCUGUAUAUGGUGCCUCAACUCUUGGCAGUAGUACAGCUUAUGCGGUCUCAGCUGCUACAGCACAGUAUCAGAACAACUAUGGAGCCAAUGUUGCUACAACUGCACAGAAUCACACAAAGUUGAGCUCAGCUUUGAGCACAGGAACCAAAGAACCACAGUAUGAUACUACAACAACUGUUAGUUCCAAUUUAACAAGCACAAAUGCGACUACAACAAAUAGUGGCCUGUCUACUGUAAAUGCAACACCUUCAUUAGGACUGGCAGCAGCAAGCAGUAGUCAGACUGUGAAUACAACAUCAACCAAAGUCACGAGCUCAACUGGAAAGAGUGGUGUGAUUCCCAAUAUUCCUCCUGGUGUUCCUCCAAUGUUGGGAACACAGUAUAUAAUGAGUCAGGGUGGUUUGCCGUAUUUCCAACAGCCAAUGUACAGUUAUGAAGAUCUCCAACUACUUCAGCAGAGGAUUCCUCAUAUGGCAACAGGGUAUUACGACAUGGGAUUUCAAGCUCCUACUAGCUUAGCUACUGGGAGAGAAGGUGGCUUGGCUAGUGUUGCGUACUCCAUGUCUGAUGGGCGGUAUACACGUGCUGACAACAAUGCAUCCCCUGUGCCAUCAACAUUAUCUCAACAGAAUGCCACACAAGCCCAUCAACAGCCAAUGUUGAAUCCAACUGCUCUGCCACCUGGUUAUGCGUACUUUUAUGGGGGAGGAAUGAUGCCUGGUGGGUUCCAAUAUGGGACUCCUGCAAUUUAUCCUAUGCCUCCAGCAACUAACACUCAUGGCAGUACAACGACUACCCAAUACCCCAAACCAGGAAGUUAUGGAUCUGGCUAUGGCUCUGGAUAUGAUGGUCUGUCUCAAAAUCAAGACUAUAGUAAGACUGGCUAUGUGUCGGGAAGUCAAUCCCAAACCAAAGCUGGUGUGGGGGCUAAUGCUGGUACUACCGGUUCAUCCGCUUCUGAUCUCAGUGCUGUGUAUGGAAAAUCCCACGUUGCUCUGGGAAAGGUUAAUUCCUAUGAAAAACAAGGAUUCCACUCUGGCACACCUCCGCCAUUUAAUUUAGCAGGAAGCCAAAAUACUCCAAUGGCACCCAGUGGGGCUUAUGCUCCUCAUUUGUUUAUUCCCACUAUGGCUCCACAUCAGCAGCAUCACUCAACUACAUUGAUGCAUCAGCCGCUUCAUCAGGAAACUGGCAGUAGCUCAAAUCAGCGUUCACAGUCAUCAACUCAGCCCAAUAAAUCGGGUGCUAAGCAGGGUUAUAGCCCAUCUUACUGGGCUCCUAACUGAACCCUUCCCCCACAGGGCUUUUUCACGAGGCUUGGUGGAUGGGAGGAAAUUUCACAGGUGCUUUGUGAAUUAUUUACCAUUUGUCAUAGUACAUGGUGGUUCAUACUUUGUUCAAAUCAUGUGUUGUUGAUGAAUAUAAAUUUGUUUAUAUUAUUUUUUAUUUUAAAACUAUUUAAAUCUACAAUAUUUAAUUUGCACAAAUUAUGCCCACCGGAUUGUGCUAUAUGAAAUCUGAAAAUUACGCUCACAAUAAACAUAAACAUUUCUUGAUGGAUUUAUCUUUUGUAGAAGACACAUUAUUUCAUUGUAGCUUUUUUUGUGUUAUUUCAUUUUGGUUACGUGAAAGUCUCUUUUUUAUUUUUUCUGUAACCAGUUGUUCUGCACAUGAAUUGUGUGUUGUGGUAUUUUGUGUUAGCUUGAAGUCAAGUGUAUAGGGAAAUGCAAUGCAUUUGUAAAAUGAAGGUUAGCCAUAAUUAAUCCCUCUCUUGUAUAGAAUGUUUUGAUCAAAGAAUUAAAUGAGAUGAAAAAGAGCUAAUUUACGUAUUUGUAUUUCUUCAUGAUUCGUCUUGUACUUCCACCUCACCAUCAAGCCAAGUAGCUAAUUAGAAACAUCCUCAAAAUGUAUUGUGGGCAAUCUUUUUUUAAAAAAAAAAGACUAUCUUUACUAGUUUAGUUUUCUUUUUUUCUCUCCUCUGUGAACUUCAAAUUCUUCUGGGACAUAGAAGAGAGUUUUGUAUUUGCCUCAAUGGCUUCACACACCCUCAUUGUAUGUUAGAACUUUAUUGAAAUAGUAGCAUACUACUUAGUGUAUUAUGAGAGGUAUCUCAUCAUGUGUAUUAUAUGUGUAGCCUAGUAUUAUUUUGUAAGUGCGAUCAUCAGCGAGUUAACCUGCCACACACUUAAUACAAUCUUGUAUUACUUUCCUUCUGUAUUUUCUAUUGGAUUUUGUAGUUGGCAUCAUUUGCUAUUACUGAUUGGAAUGAUAAAUAAAAAUACAUUCAUGAACUUCUAGUGACAAUUGAGAGUGACAUGAAACAAUCCUAUUACAUACUUUCCAUUGGCCAGUGUGUAUAGUGUUUAAUUACCAAAUGUUCAUACAAGGCCAGUAUAGGAUGCUAUUAGUGUAAGAGAUUCUGUACAAAAUCGAUAUAUUGAAUGGAAAUUAGGUCUGUUGUUCAGUGUUGAAGUUUUUAGUGAAUAUAAUAUCCCUUUGGUGAACAUUUUUAUACUUUUCAUGAAGAUUCAGUUACAUGUAUUUAAUUUGUUUGUGUAGAGGCAAAUGUUGGCUGAUGUAGUGUACAGUUAUUGUAGAUACGUUUGACAUUUGAAUUUAAAAAGGCUGAAAUUAUGAUAGAAUAUUCAUAACAGGAUAGUUUGCUGUUGUGUGUAUUAUUAACAAGAAUACUAAUUGCUGUUGCAAUUACUUAUUGUUAUACUUUUCAUGUCUGGAUGUCAAUGUACUUCAUAUGGUAAUUUGAGGCCUUGAUUAUAUUUUUCCUUUAGUUUUUAUACGGAGUAAUACAUUAGAACAUAGAGGUGACUUAAUAAGAUUUCAUGAACUUUUUGAUUCCAAGAAAUCUAGUGUGGAUUGUAUAUGGAAAAUAUUUUACGACUUCCAAAAAAUCUUUUUUGAAAUUCAUGGAAUUACUCUUACUGACCUCUGACCUCACCUUUCCUAAAUACUGCCAAUUGCCAAAUUGAUAGUAUUGCCUCCUGCCCUACAUUUUUAAGAUUUGAUAGUGUCUGCACUGUUGUAAGAGGCAUCAGUGUGUACUGUGAAGUCUAUUGUUGAAGAUAGUGGAGUGAAAUAAAGUGCAAAUCCCAUUGUUAGUUGACAGAUGCUAUGUAAAAUUAUUUUAUUGUACAUGGAGAUUCAUAUAUGCAUGGGAGCCGUACAUGCUGUGAAAAUGUGGGUAUAUUGUCUGGGUUUUAUGAGCGUGAUUAUUGUUUAAAAUUCUCAUAAUGCAAAAUGUUGCAUUAUUUUUUCCACAGUUUGCAAAUGUAUUUAAUGCAUGUGGUGUGUGGUGCAGCAAAAAUAUAAUUAGCUCUCAACUUAAGUUAAUCUUUUGUUUUCAUGUUACUUGAUGAUUGCACAGUAUUUUGUUUGUGUCAGGGUAUUAUUAGCAGUUCAUCUAUUUUGUUUAAUUUUUCAUAAAGGAUGCUGCUGCAUUUUGUAAAUAUUAAAAGAAUACUGUAACAAAUGAGUUAUUCUAGAGUAGGGUAGCAAUGUUAUCUGUUCUAAGCAUGAUUUUUUUAAUGUUUCUUAUCUUGUCGUUGAGGAGCUUCGUACACAUUCAAGAUAAUGGGAUUUAGGGAAGGGUGGAAGUUUGCAAGUUUGCUAUGCGUGUUUGUACAAUUUUUACCUGACAGCAGCCACAAGCGUGUAUCUGGGGCUUUCUUUCUUUACAUACAGAAACCAUUUUCAUCAGGCUCUCCUUUGUCUCAAGCCCAAUGGUUCCGAAUUGGUCAAUAUUCAGUUUUACGAGUUGCACUGUCUUUAUUAUGGCUUUAUGGGAUAUCGUUAUGUGGGCCAUUCAGAUCGAUUCUUGUUACUCAGCAUUAUGAUGUUGUAAUAAUUACAGCCAUUGGUGCCCUUUUUUCAGGCACGCAGAGUCCUGCAGUGCUUCGUGGUGUGGUCCUUUUUGUUCUUGCAGUCAUUUCAUUAUUAUUUUUGGACCACGAUGAAAGUCAAUUGCACCCGGGAAAUAGCCACCUUUCUCUUGGGGUUGAAUCCUGGUUUGGUCUGGCUGAUCACAAGUUGGGAGUCUUAUUUCUCUGUGGCCUUCUCCCCAUUCAAGUUGGUGCAAAUAUGCUUGGAAAAAGAGUGGGUGCUGAUGUGGGGAGUCAAAGGCGUCUACAAAGUGUUGUUACGAUUUUUGAAGCAAUUUUAUGUUUACCGUGGACUUUGUUUAUGUUCUUUACCAAGGAAAUGGGAGAAUUUUAUACAGUUUCAAAUAUUUCACCUGUGUUGGUUGCUUCAAUACUGGGAUUGGUAUUUGUGUAUUAUGUUGAGUCAGCUUGUUCUCAAAGAUUUGAAAUGUUAAGAAUUGCAAGAAUUGGAUCUGCAUCAAUGUCAGUUUCUGCCUUAUGUAUUGCAUCCUUUUGGGAGCCAUUACCAUGGAUUCGGAGAACAGAAAAUGUUGUUGUCAUUGGUGAACAACAUGGUUUGUCUGGAGGAGGCAUUUUUGCGUGUGUGCUUUUUGUGCUUGCGACCUUGAGUCUUACUACAGCUGCUAAGCAAGGAACAAAAGGCUCAUUUGUUGGUUACUCUUCUUCUGGUUUACCAUUGUACAACUUUACUAACAGCAGUCUACACAAUACAUCUAAAUCAAUCAUAUUGUCAAUCAGUUCUAUUAUGAAACAAGUUGUGAGCAACAGAAAUAGUCGACGAAUUUUCUAUUUUUUGUGCUUGAACAUAAGCUUCACGGUUGUAGAAUUUGUUUAUGGAAUUUGGACUAAUAGCCUUGGUUUGAUCUCUGAUGGAUUUCAUAUGCUAUUUGAUUGCUCAGCACUAGUUAUGGGACUUGUGGCAUCAGUUAUGGCAAGUUGGAAGCCUACUAAAACAUUUUCGUAUGGGUAUGGAAGAAUUGAAGAUUUAUCAGGAUUCAUAAACAGUUUAUUCCUUUUGGUCAUAUCUUUUUUUGUUUUUUCUGAAGCUGCCAGUCGAAUUUUAGAUCCACCUAGAAUUAGUACUCAGCGCUUACUCAUUGUAUCUAUAGCAGGGCUUAUUGUGAAUUUAAUUGGUAUUUUUGCAUUCAGACAUGGAUCUUCUCAUAGCCAUGCUCACCAUGGACAUACUGCUCAUGGUCAUGGGCAUGGGCAUAUGCAUGCCCAUUCUAUUGGGUUUCAUGGUCACACACACAAUGCUAACAUGGAAGGAGUAUUUUUACACAUUAUGGCUGAUACUUUGGGAAGUGUUGGAGUGAUUGUUUCUUCAAUUCUAAUAGAACAGUUUGGAUGGUAUGUGGCGGACCCUGUCUGUUCUAUAUUUAUUGCUGUUCUUAUCUUCAUGAGCAUUCUUCCACUGUUGAAACAAUCAGCUUGUGUGCUGGUUCUGAUGACUCCUCCUAAAAUACAACUGCAGCUUGCUACAGCUCUUGAUCAGGUAUCCAACAUUGCAGGUGUUCUGAAAGUGCAUAGGCAACAUUUUUGGCAACAUUCCUCAGAAAAUUGUAUGGGAACAUUACACAUUCAGACAACAGCAGAUGCCAGUGAACAAUCCAUUAUACAGCAGGUUUGCACAAUAUUCAAAGAUAUUGGAAUUCAGCAAUUCUGUGUUCAGGUGGAAAAGGAAGAAUUUUUUACACAUCUCUCAGGUUUAGGAUCUCAAGUAAAAAUUGCUAAUUAUGGAAUAGAACUGCCUGGAAGUGAGUCUCUGUACAUGGUGAAGGCAAUCUGAAAUACCUCCGUUUUAACAGUAUCAUCUUUACUUUUUCUGAAGCUUUUGUUAGAAGAAGCAGUAACUGAUGUUUGAAAAUGUGGAGAUAAUGUGUAUGAUGUUAGUGGCCAUUAGUGACAUUUCAGAUGCAGAAGAAAUUGUGUGUGUACAAAGAUGAAGAAGAAUUAUUGUCCUGAGUGUAUUAAUACUAACAUGUAUUAUUGUUUCUCAAAAAGUGUGUUUUGUGACAUGUUCCUUUUAUUGUAAUAAAUAUAUUUUAUAGUUUCGAAUUCUGUAAUUAUUGUUAAUAUGAUUUGCUCUAAAGCCACAUGUGCCUAGUGUUGCAUAUUUGCAGUAUUGUGCAUUGAUAACUACUUUCCAACAACACAAAUACACAAGGAGCAUGAUUGUCCAUUUCUUCAUUGUUGAACAUUCCAUAAUGAAAAAAACAUUAAAGUAUUAACCAUUUAGAAGAUUGCAAUAAGUAUUGGAUGUUCAAGAACUGAAGAAUCAUUUAUGUUCUGUUGAAAAUGUACAGUCAUGAUGAAUAAAAAAUAAUUUUAUAAUUUUUU